CUUUGUUUGCUCGUGUGUUGCUUCGAUACGAAAUUCCUGGGUGUGAUCUUGGGCUGUUAUCACGGCUGGCCGUGCAUGUUUGAAUAGCGGAAUACGCGGCCUUGAGUUCCUGUCCUUGCUCCAAAUAAGCACGGGGGAUUCUUAAAUGAAUUUUAAUAUUCAUCCUAAUUAAGCCAAGGUCCGGUUGUUUCUGAAAACGGAGACGGGACAAAUAGCACAGUGUGCGAUUCGGGGAAAGCUCGAGAGUUCUGUAAACAUCCAUCUCAGUGCUCAGUGAUAUGUUUCCUGGUGGAGCCUGUUCUUCGGGUCCUCCUUGUUUGUGUUAGCUGGAUGCUGUAGCGACGUUCUGCACAUUCCAGUGUGCGGGGGAUGAGCCACGCCAUGCGGCACCACUGGCUGCUGCUGGGCGCUUGCGGCUGGGUCUUGCUCAUCCUCAUGUUCGCGAGCAAGUUCAUCAACCUCAACUUCAGAGUCCCGGACGACUAUGGGGGAAAGUCAGAUCUGCUGGGCUGGACGGAUUCCGCCCUGAAACACACACGCGCACACACACCCACACACACACGCGCACACACACACACACCCACAGCCCGAGAGCCAGAGCCAGAGCACAGACCUCCUUCAGCCGGCCCAUCGGCGGGCGGCGAGCGGGAGCUGCAGGACUGGCGGCCGGUGGCAGCACGGCGGCUGCAGCUGCUCUCCAGCGUGUGCGGGAACGCCUCCCUCGCCAACCUCACCCACACGCCUGUCAGCAGGUUCGUCCUGGACCGCAUCUUCGUCUGUGACAAACACAAGAUCCUGUUCUGUCAGACACCCAAGGUGGGAAACACACAGUGGAAGAAGGUCCUCAUCGUGCUGAAUGGAGCGUUCUCCACGGUGGAGGAAAUUCCGGAGAACCUGGUGCACGAUCACGAGAAGAACGGCCUGCCACGCCUGUCGUCGAUGAGCGAGGAGGGCAUCCAGCACAGGCUCAGCUCGUACUUUAAGUUCUUCAUUGCGGACCCGUUUGAGCGCCUCAUCUCUGCAUUUAAGGACAAGUUUGUGUCGAACCCGCGCUUUGAGCCGUGGUACAAACACCACAUCGGGCCGGCCAUCGUGCGUAAGUACCGCCGGUCACACCGCGACGGGGGAGCGCCCGGCCUGCGCUUCGAUGACUUUGUGCGUUACCUGGGCGACCCUGGCGGGGGGCUUGACAGGCAGUUUGGGGAUCACGUGAUCCACUGGCUGAGCUUUGCGGAGCUGUGCGCUCCGUGUGAGAUCCGCUACAGCGUGGUGGGGCAUCACGAGACACUGGAGCGCGACGCCCCCUUCAUCCUGCAGAGUGCCGGCAUCCAGCGCCUCGUCUCCUAUCCCACAAUCCCCCCCGGCAUCACGCGCUACAACCGCACCAAGGUGCUGCGCUACUUCAGCGGCAUCAGCAAGCGCGACGCCCGCCGCCUCUACGCCCGUUACCACGGAGACUUCAGCCUCUUCGGAUACCCACGCCCCCACUUCCUGCUGGACUAAAGCCCGCCUCCCACCCAACUUCUUUGCUCUUUUAAAUUAAAGUUUGAAUACUGAGUCUGUCGGAGAGAGAGAGGGAGGGGGUGAGGUGGUAGAUGGCCCCUGACCCCUGACCCCUGACACCUGACCCCCUGACAUCGGCUCCUGGGGGCUGGCAGGCGCUCUGGCCACACCCCACAUCACCAUGGAAACGUUUCAGUGAUGGGUAGCUGCUGUGUGCCAGACUCUAGUCUCAUUUAACAAGGGGAACACCCUGUUACUGUACUGGACUAGCGUUACAAUGCCCUGGGGCUGCACUGCUUCACACUGCGCUGUGAUCCAGCUCUGGCCUUCAGUACAGAGGGUUGGGCCAGGACGGAAGACUGCUGCUGAUUGGCAGGUUCCUCAUCCUAAUGAAAUGAAGGGGCAGCGUGCUGAUGGACACUGGAGGGAUCCCUGUGUGUGUGUGUGUGUGUGUGUGUGUGUGUGUGUGUGUGUGAGGGAUCCCUGUGUGUGUGUGUGUGUGAGGGAUCCCUGUGUGUGUGUGUGUGUGUGUGUGUGUGUGUGUGUGUGUGUGUGUGUGUGAGGGAUCCCUGUGUGUGUGUGUGUGAGGGAUCCCUGUGUGUGUGUGUGUCUGUGUGUGUGUGUGUGUGUGUGUGUGUGUGUGUGUGUGUGUGUGUGUGAGGGAUCCCGCUGUUCUUCAUGGAGCUGCUGAAGAUGUGAUGGAUGUCCUCAUGUCAUGCGUCAGUGAUUGGCUGUAGUUGAUUGUAGUGAUUUGAUGGUUGCGAUGCUCCUAAUUGGCUAAGUUUACGAUGGUGAGCUCUCUGAUUGGCUGACAUUUGCUGUCUUAUCCUGAUGUAGACUAUGGUGAGCUUACUACCCCAGGACAGGGAGAGGCAGGGAGUCCGGCUUAAAAACCCCAUUCAACAAAAUGUGUGAGUGUGUGUCUCUGAGUGUGUGUGAGUGUGUGUCUGUGUGUGUGAGUGUAUGUGUCUCUGUGUAUGUCUGUGUGUGAUGUGUGUGUCUGUGUGUGUGUGUGUCUGUGUGUGAGUGUGUCUCUCUGAGUGUGUCUGUGUGUGUCUCGGAGUGUGUGUCUCGGAGUGUGUGUCUCGGAGUGUGUGUCUCGGAGUGUGUGUCUCGGAGUGUGUGUGUCUGUGUGUGUCUGUGUGUGUCUGUGUGUGUCUGAGUGUGUCUGAGUGUGUGUGUGUCUCGGAGUGUGUGUCUCGGAGUGUGUGUCUCUGUGUGUGUCUGUGUGUCUGAGUGUGUCUGAGUGUCGGUGUGUGAGUGUGUGUCUCUGAGUGUGUGUCUGUGUGUGUGUGUCUCUGUGUAUGUCUGUGUGUGAUGUGUGUGUGUCUCUGUGUGUGAGUGUGUGUCUGUGUGUGUUGUGUGUGAUGCCUGUUGUGUGUGUGAUGUGUGCGUGCGUGUUUCUGUAUGUAUGCCUGUGUUUGUGUGCGUGCGUGUGUGCGUGUUUCUGUAUGUAUGCCUGUGUUUGUGUGCUGCAUGUGUGCGUGUGUGCAUGUUUCUGUAUGUAUGCCUGUGUUUGUGUGCUGCAUGUGUGCGUGUGUGCGUGUUUCUGUAUGUAUGCCUGUGUUUGUCUGGGUGAGUCUGAAAGUGUAGCUUGGGGUCAGACUGGGCUUGUGUGGAUAAUGGCUGCUUGAGCUCGUUUAGAGGCUCAGUUGUCAUGGUGACUAGAUGGUGCUGAAGCCUGCUAAUUCCCACAGCCCCGCCCCCUCAAGAGCUCCGCCCCCCUGAACCAGAGUCCCGCCUCCUCCGGCCAGUGAGUGGCCGCUCCCUGGCAGAAUGAGCGCUGUGAUUGGUCAGAGGUGAGGUGCGUCUCUGCCAUUGCAUUGUGCUCUCACACCCUCCAGGGGGCAGCAGUCAGCCAUUAAAACAGGCUCCACUUGUCCGUUUAAAAACAUGUUCACUGCUAAUGUUUUAAAAUGUAAAAAUGGACAAUAAAGGUUUCUUUGAUGGAAAGGUA
Messenger RNA from Conger conger (European conger), 3460 nucleotides. RefSeq names its product carbohydrate sulfotransferase 10 (gene chst10). Gene Ontology annotation, biological process: proteoglycan biosynthetic process; carbohydrate biosynthetic process. Gene Ontology annotation, molecular function: sulfotransferase activity. The record is from RefSeq and is a predicted model, not a curated record. Gene Ontology annotation, cellular component: membrane. NCBI's taxonomy places the organism in Eukaryota, Metazoa, Chordata, Actinopteri, Anguilliformes, Congridae.